This is a messenger RNA of Mercenaria mercenaria, 8000 nucleotides long. RefSeq names its product DDB1- and CUL4-associated factor 6-like. The coding region runs from base 80 to 3361 and encodes 1093 amino acids. The transcript is spliced from 12 exons. Gene Ontology annotation, cellular component: cytoplasm; Cul4-RING E3 ubiquitin ligase complex. Gene Ontology annotation, molecular function: protein binding. NCBI's taxonomy places the organism in Eukaryota, Metazoa, Mollusca, Bivalvia, Venerida, Veneridae. The record is from RefSeq and is a predicted model, not a curated record. Gene Ontology annotation, biological process: positive regulation of transcription by RNA polymerase II.
UGGAAAGAUGGUGGUGGAGAAAUCUGUCAAAAUUGUACGUAGAUAACUUGGGGCUUUUAUUGCGUCAGUUGACAGAAAUAUGUUUCAGCAUCUACAGACACGAUGUUACGGUGUUGGUGACAGACAGAUCUUGUAUAAUGCAGCUAGAGGUGAUGCAUUUCUUUAUUGUUUGUCGAUUGUGAACACAAUUUGUUGGAAUGGGAAAGGCACAAGUAUUUUGUCAGGUUCUGAUGAUCAGCAUUUGAUGGUCACCGAUCCAUAUACAGGAAGGGAACUACACAGGAAGGGUAUCACUGGAUUAAUGUGUUCCUUCACACCACCCAGUUUGGAACAAGAGUCGUAUCGAGUAACCUCCCUUAACUUCAGCCCCGACGGAAAAGACGUCCUUGUUAGCUACUCCUCAGAAUUCAUCUACUUGUUUGGAACAGAUAACAAAGAAGAAUGCAAGCAAUUUACCAAAGAAGUUCCAAAACCACAGGUGGAAACUGAAACAAAAAGCAGUGACUCUGAUCAAACAGUUAAACCCCCACCUAAGACAUCAAGGCCUCUGACUGUAACCUCAGAGCCAACUCCAGGAACCUCCACAUCCACUCCGGAUGAUGAUAGUUCCUCUAGAGCGCCACCUGUUAAGCGCCUUCGUCUGCGUGGUGACUGGUCUGAUACAGGACCUAGAGCUCGGCCUGAGAGGGAACGACAGUCAACAUCAAGCAGCCAGGCGUCUAAUGAUAAUGAGCAAGUUGCUCCUGCAACAGCACCUGGUGGGCCAAGAGCUGCGAUAAUGAACCGUAUGUCAGACCUGCUUACACGAUGGUUAUAUGGCAACAUGAGAGAAGGCUCAGAUCAGCAAAAUCAGCAGGAAGGGGAGGAAGGAACUGAAAGAACUGAACAGAACCAGUCUACAUCUGAUGGUACUGAGGGUGCAUCACAGUCUACACAAAAUACACAGACACAGUCUACAGAAAAUACACAGAUACAUACUGCAGAAAAUGUGCAGGCACAGCCUGCAGAAAAUACACAGACACUGUCUGCAGAAAAUUCGGGGAAUCAGUCUGUUGAUACCCAGACUGUAUCUGAAGAAUUUUCUAGGACUGAUUUUAGUGGAGAAUCUCGAGCCCAUUCUGAGGAUAUUGCACAAAAGCAAAAUAAAGAGAGCUCUGAAAACCAGUCUUUAAUAACUGAAGAACUUGUUGUGCAUUCUGAUGCUAAACAAGAGUUUCCCACAGUAAAAGAACAGUCCGAAACUCAUGAAAUUUGUUCAAGUUUAAGAUCAGAUCAAGACUCCUCUGAUUCAAAAUCGGAUGAGUCCCAGUCAUCAUUUGUCCACAAGAUUGAAGCAAUCAGUGUAGAUGACAGUGAUUCUAAGUCCCCUUUUAGACAGAAUAUUGAUGAUAUAAAGGAAUCUUCAAAUGUAGAAGCAGAAAAUGAUUUAAAUGAUACCAUAGAAAGUGUAAAGAAAGAGGACUUAUAUAAUCCCUUAGAACCAACUUCUUACCCUAAUCCCAUGAUAAGCAUUCAAAAAAGCAGUGAAAAAAUUGAUUCUGUUAAAACUAUGCAAGAAAAGGUGUCAAAAUGUUCCCCCUUGCCAGCAAGAAAUGAAACGGAAUUGGAUUCUGUUCUUGUGUCAGAGAAACUGCCAGAAAAGGAACAACUAUCUAGUGAAAGUGGAAAUGACAAAUUAACUGCCUCAUCUGUGCAGAACGAAGCACUGAGUAAUGAUUCUGAAAGUCAUUCUGACGAAGAACCACCUUGUAUGGUUGAAACGGGUCAUUACCGAGAGACUGUAUCAGCAGCAGUUAGCUCCCUUAGAGCACAGAAUGUAAAACCUGUAGUUAGCCUGCAUUACUCCUCAGAAGGAACUUCUGCUAGUAUGAUUAAAGUUGGUUUUACACAGUUUCAGAGUCUUGAGGAAGAGAUUGCUGAAGAAAAUCCAGAACUUGGCAUUCAAAGAUCUGAAAAUGAACAAAAUAUGAAUGGAUUAAACAUUAAAAAUGAAGAUAAUGGUAGUGUUUCUCAAGUCAGAGAUAGUGAUGAUAUUAAUGAAGAAAAAGGUGGUGAUAUCAAAAGUGAUAAUAAUCAUAUUGUGGAUAAUGUGUUGAAUAACUCUACAAGUGAAGUUGAAUGUGGAUUAGAAAUAGAUAGUGUCCAUUCUGCUGAAUCAGAUUGUAAAAGUGAACCAAGAAAAGAAGGGACUGAACUUUCUAAGACAAACUUAGCAGGUGAACAAGGGGCAUGUGCAAUGGAUGUUGAAUACUGUGAUAAUGUAAGUGCAUUUAAACCUUUUUCUGUGAAAUCUCCUGACAAUGAGCAAUGUUUAGUUCUUGAUGAAGGUUUGGAAGAAACCGAGUUACAUAAAGAUACUCAUGGUGGUAUAUCAUUCGAAGUGCCAUCUUGUAGUUCCCAUGUAGAAGAGUCAGCAAAGCAGGGAAAAACUAGCCAGUUUGAGGAAAUUGCCAAUGUAGAUAAUUCUCAAAGAAAUGAACUUGAAGCUGUUGAAGUAAAAGGUAGUGAAACACAUAGUUCAGAAUGCAAACCAAGUGAACAAACAUUUGUUGAGAGAGCAGAAAGAAUGGAAGUGGUUGACGAACCAAAUAGAGACUCAGAACAGGGAAAUCUAAGUUCAUCUGGUGCAACUGCCGCUUCAAGGCCUAGACAAAGACGUAUUGGACACAGUGGGCCUCCCACAGGGAACUUCCAGUUGUAUGAUGAUCCUGCGGCCAGCAGUAGGGAUAGCAGUAGUGAGGAAGAAGUAGAACAAGAACAGAACACAGCAAGAAGAAGAACUGAUUUUGAGAGAACCACAGCUGCAUUGAAGCUUCAGGCAUUACAUCGCCUGCGUCAAGAGGCAAAGGAGAAAAAGGAAAUGGAGACAAAAAAUGUAUUCAUGCCGAAGGUGAAGAAGAUGUUCAAGGGUCACAGAAACGCAAGAACAAUGAUCAAAGAGUCUAACUUUUGGGGAGACAGAUUUGUUUUAAGUGGCUCUGACUGUGGACAUGUGUUUAUCUGGGACAAAUAUACGACUGAGGUGGUUAUGUUACUGGAGGCAGACAAACAUGUGGUUAACUGUGUACAGCCACAUCCCUUCGAUACUUUGCUUGCAACCAGUGGUAUAGACUAUGACAUUAAGAUCUGGACACCUCUACUUCAGCAGUCUGGGUUUGAUGAAGAGAGGGCACAUGAGGUAAUACAUCGUAAUGAAAUAAUGCUAGAAGAGACAAGGGAUACUAUUACUGUGCCAGCAGCUUUUAUGUUGAGAGUGCUUGCCUCUAUUAACAGUAUACGCUCGGGUCGAAGAGCAGCAGAAAGAAAUAGCAUGGAAAAUGUUGAGGAAGCCCAGGAUGAGGCUGCCAGUGAAGACGAAUAAAAUAUCUUAAAGUCACAGUCUAGCACUGAGUUCUGAUGAACAAAGACAUAAAGGAUGGUUGUUUCCUUUUUUGCUUCAAUGUCAAAAAUACAGUUGCUUUUUUAGCCGCCCGACAUCAUGUUGCGAUUUCACAGCAGUUUUGUUUAGCAUAUAUUGUUCUCAUAUUUUGUUAGGGAAACAAAUUGUUAUAUCAUGUUUACAAGUUUACAAGAUUGUAGAAAAUUUUGCAUGUGUCAAUACUGAUUGCGAUUUGAUCAAAUAGAAGAAUUGGGCAUUGUCGAAAAUAACACGAUUAAUGAAAUUAGUUGAUAUAUUUCUGUCUCUGCCAUUCUCCAUGCUAUUUACAGGUAUAAGAUAGUAUUGUUUAUUAGUAUUCACUUACUGAAUGGCUUGCUGGUCAAUAGUCAAAACUAUUGCCCAGUGUCUGAAAGCAACAAGUCUUGUCUAUUGACCAACAAGCCAGUCAGUAAGUGUUUUAUUAUCUGACAUAAGGAAUAUAUUUUUAUAUUUUUUUUCUUGAAGGAGCAAAAAUUUAGUAUUGAACUGUAGACCUGUCAGUAACACAAAUUUUGGACUAAAGAAAAAUUUAUAUAACAAAUCAUAUAUAAUUAAAUUUAUGUUUGUUUAUCAAAGAUUUAAAGGGAUAUGCCUACGUGUGUAUAUUACAACAUCAAUAUUUCCAAAUGGAAACUAAAUCUCUUUGAAGUAUCAGAAAUGAUAAAUCAGUAUUUUUACAGGUAAUAUUUUAUAUACAGCAGAAUUUGUACUACCAGUAUUACUGCAUGACUAAUCAUUAAAAAAGUUUUUCUACAACAAUGCUUUACAAAGAAUUUUACUGCUUUUAUUGAUAAUUGCAUUAUACAACUGAGAGUUGCUUAGUCUCUUCUGUCUUCUUGCUGUUGCUGACAAAUGAAAAUUUGUUUCUAAAAAAUAAACAUACAUUUUGAGGAAUGCCUGUUUUAAGAUUGAUAUGUUUAUAAUUUAUAUUAAAGUGAGAUAUUUUUAUUUCAAUUUUUGUCACAUAAACAAUUAUCAGGAACUCUUGUCAAUAACAUGACUUUCCUUUAAUAAGAUAAUACCAUUCAUAUGAAACAUCCUUCUUGAGAAAAAUAAUGAUAAUUUGAUCUUUUUAAAUUGACAAAAUGUUAUGAUUAUUUUCACAUUCAUUUAUAAAGAAAACAAUAAUGGUAGAUUGUUUUCUUUUCCAUUGUUAAUUUCAGUUAUUUUGGACACUCAGGUAUAAAAAUUUCAAUUUUGGCUUCAUUUUUAGCUCACCUGUCACAAAGUGACAAGGUGAGCUUUUGUGAUCGCGCGGUGUCCGUCGUCCGUGCGUCCGUCCGUGCGUCUGUCCGUAAACUUUUGCUUGUGACCACUCUAGAGGUCACAUUUUUCAUGGGAUCUUUAUGAAAGUUGGUCAGAAUGUUCAUCUUGAUGAUAUCUAGGUCAAGUUCGAAACUGGGUCACGUGCCUUCAAAAACUAGGUCAGUAGGUCUAAAAAUAGAAAAACCUUGUGACCUCUCUAGAGGCCAUAUAUUUCACAAGAUCUUCAUGAAAAUUGGUCAGAACGUUCACCUUGAUGAUAUCUAGGUCAAAUUCGAAACUGGGUCACAUGCCAUCAAAAUCUAGGUCAGUAGGUCAAAUAAUAGAAAAACCUUGUGACCUCUCUAGAGGCCAUAUUUUUCAUGGGAUCUGUAUGAAAGUUGGUCUGAAUGUUCAUCUUGAUGAUAUCUAGAUCAAGUUCGAAAGUGGGUCACGUGCCAUCAAAAACUAGGUCAGUAGGUCAAAUAAUAGAAAAACCUUGUGACCUCUCUAAAGGCCAUAUUUUUCAUGGGAUCUGUAUGAAAGUUGGUCUGAAUGUUCAUCUUGAUGAUAUCUAGGUCAAGUUCGAAACAGGGUCAUGUGCGGUCAAAAACUAGGUCAGUAGGUCUAAAAAUAGAAAAACCUUGUGACCUCUCUAGAGGCCAUACUUGUGAAUGGAUCUUUACAAAAAUUAGUCAGAAUGUUCACCUUGAUGAUAUCUAGGUCAAGUUCGAAACUGGGUCAUGUGCCAUAAAAAACUAGGUCAGUAGGGCAAAUAAUAAAAAAAACCAUGUGACCUCUCUAGAGGCCAUACUUUUCAUGGGAUCUGUAUGAAAGUUGGUCUGAAUGUUCAUCUUGAUGAUAUCUAGGUCAAGUUCGAAAGUGGGUCAACUGCGGUCAAAAACUAGGUCAGUAGAUCUAAAAUUUUUAAAAUCUUUUGACCUCUCUAGAGGCCAUAUUUUUCAAUGGAUCUUCAUGAAAAUUUAUCUGAAUGUUCACCUUGAUGAUAUCUAGGUAGGUGUCGAAACUGGGUCACGUGCGGUCAAAAACUAGGCCAGUAGGUAUAAAAAUAGAAAAACCUUGUGACCUCUCUAGAGGCCAUAUUUUUCAUGAGAUCUUCAUGAAAAUUAGUGAGAAUGUUCACCUUAAUGAUAUCUAGGUAAAGUUCAAAACAGGGUCACGUACCUUCGAAAACAAGGUCAAUAGGCCAGAUAAUAGAAAAACCUUGUGACCUCUCUAGAGACCAUAUUUUUCAAUGGAUCUUCAUGAAAAUUGGUCAGAAUUUUUAUCUUGAUAAUAUCUAGGUCAAGUUCAAAACUGGGUCACAUGAGCUCAAAAUCUAGGUCACUAUAUCAAAUAAUAGAAAAAAACGAUGUCGUACUCAAAACUGGGUCAUGUGGGAAGAGGUGAGCGAUUCAGGACCAUCAUGGUCCUCUUGUUAACUUGACUAUUCAAAGAAUAGAGGAGCUAUCCUACUCGCCCUGGCGUCGGCAUGAGCGUCACACAAAUGUUAAAGUUUGCGUACCACCCCAACUAUUUUUAAAGUCCAUUGAGAUAUUGCUUUCAUAUUUUGCAUACUUGUUUACCAUCAUGACCCCAGUCUGUAAAAAGGAGGAGGCAAAUCUAUCAAGCAUUUUGACUGAAUUAUGGCCCCUUUUCGACUUACAAUAAAUGUUAAAGUUUGCAUACAACCCCAAGUAUUUUCAAAGUCCAUUGAGAUAUUGCUUUCAUAUUUUGCAUACUUGUUAACCAUCAUGACCCCAGUCUGUAAAAAGGAGGAGGCAAUUCUAUCAAGCAUUUUGACUGAAUUAUGGCCUCUUUUCGACUUAGAAUAUGCUUAUUGUAAUGUUAAAGUUUUACUCAUUGCUUAUUUUAUACUAUCAAGCACCGAAAAUUAGUCGAGCGCACUGUCCACUGACAGCUCUUGUUUGAUAGAUUGUUUCAAUCCAUGUAAGCUUGAAAAUAAAUAUUCUUAUCUAACAACUGUACAAUUUUGAAAAAGAAAUUUUCAGAAAUGUUUCAUUGACCAGUGUUUUACAGAGGGUAAAAUAUAUAUUAAAUACAUGCAGUUUUAGCACUUAAUUUAUGAUGGUGGGCAUAUCACCAAUUAGUCAGUCAUAAAUCUGAUAAUAAUUCACACAGUCAUGGUAAAAUGAAUUUUAGAUGAUGAUAAUGUGACCAGAAAAAUGUGUUAAAAAUGUUGGUAUUUGUAUUUAGAUCUUUAUCUUAGUAGUUAUUUACUCCAUGCAGAGAAUGAAGAUAGUUUGUGUUUGAAGUUGAAUAACUUUUUACUAGGUUGAUAUAUCAUAAAUCAGUGGCAUAUCCCUAGAAAUUAACUUAUACCAUCCAUCAAGGUGUUGUUUGGUUUCUACCAGCUGCUUAUGUAGUAUCUCUAUUCAGGGAUUUCCUGCACUUGAUCAUACAUGAAUGUGUACUAUAAUAAUAAUAGUAAUAAUAAUAAUAAUUUCUUUAUUUUACGAAGGUAAACUCAUUAUGCAAUCACAUAAGCAGAUACAAAUGAAAUCACAUAUUUACAAUGAGGCCUUCAACAAGGUACUGAAUCUAAACCCCUCUUAUUAUCAGUUAUAGUCCGUCAAGAUCACAAGGGGAUGUUCCAGAUGCUCAAUUUAUCAAGGGUUUUUAGCAGUCCAAACAUAGAAAAUAUGAGUAAUACAGUACCGGAAGUUAUAAAGUGUUCCUAUAAGCCCAGGUGCCGUUUUAUUGUAGAUGUGUGUCCAUAGGACACUGUUACCCCAACUUUCUGUCACAGUAUGGUCAUAAUUAUGUUAUUUGUUGAUAUAUGCAAGACUAAAGAAACUUUCAUAUUAUCUUUGGGUGAGGUGGGCUGGGGGGAAGGGUGCCAGUCAAGAGGGUAGGGGAACUAAGGAUAUUACAAAACAAGAAGAAAGAGAAGAUAACUGCUUUGGGUGUAAAUCCCAAAUAAAACAGCAGGUAUAUAACUUUAUAUGCUGAACAACAUUCAUAUCAUGUUUCAUGACUCUAGGUCAAAUGCACAAGUUAAGCACAACACAAAUUGGGAUGGAUGGACAUACAAAGACAAAUAUAAGCGCACAAAAUAAGAAAGAUAUAUUGAAUGAAGACUGUCAUCAAAUUUUAAACUUAGUGAUGAAAGAAAGACUAUUUAAAUCAUUAGAUGAGAUUAUAUGCAUGUAGUUCAGUUUGCUGUUGUUUGUUAUAUUAUACAGAUAAAUUGCUUUCAGUUUUACAUACUGCCCUCCUUGUAACAAGACAUUGUUCUAUUUAUCCUCAUUUGUUAUUUUGGGUAUUUAUUGUUGUUACCGUUGCAUGUAUUUUAUUGAAUAAAGCUUGAAAGUUCUAA